Molecule: messenger RNA, 3698 nt
Organism: Styela clava
Lineage: Eukaryota; Metazoa; Chordata; Ascidiacea; Stolidobranchia; Styelidae
Source: RefSeq, a predicted model, not a curated record
UAUAAUCAGUAAUUGAUUUUCCCACCAUACUAAAAUACACAUUAUGAAAAAACAAUUUAAAAAAGAAGUAAAAAGGUACCUCAGGGAGGCACCAUUACUGGUUAUCGAGCAGAAACACUCGUGAUUUAAGUCUAACAGUAAUAGGUAAAACAAAUAUUGAAUAUUAAAAGGACAAAGUAAGUCGAGGCGACCUGGAUACCUAGAAGAUGCCCUAUCUAAAGAGAAACGAAUACCCACUCCGAGUACCAUCAUGUGUAACAGAAAUAAAAAUCGUAUUCAAAAUGCAACAAAUAUAGUUUUCAUUUGACUGUCCUGUUUACUUGUCUGUGCACGUUGACUUAGCAAAUAUUUUUUGUUGCUUUGUCGUAAUCAGUUAAAGAUUCGAAAACAAAUAGUAGUAAAUGAAGAUGAUACUGAAGUUUUGGCUUCUAUUUGGAGGAGCAAUAGUAAUACAGAGUCUGGGAGCCAUAGGAGAUUUUCCCUGCAAUGGUGGCAUUUGUAAAGAAUUCACCUUGACUGCGGAGCAAAUGCGGGAUAUUGAAAACAAUCCUGAAAUCCUUAAAUUCAUCAGAGAACAGGUAGAAAGACAACUAGUAAAUAGUAAUUCUGACGGCAAAGUCCUGAACCCGAAUAUAAAAAUAGAAACAUCUGUAUUUGGACCAAUGCGACCCAAUGAUCAUCCGGUUGAAAGUACAACUUACAAAUUUACGACUCAUGCGCCUACUGUCACAAACUCAGAAGCGAAAGUGGAUACGACAACCACGAAGCAAACAUCUUCAACUCCAAACGUCCCUGCCACAACGAAGGAAUCUUCUAAUCCGAUUACAGCAAAAAAUUGCACCGAUGGCUGCAUGAUCUUGAACGAAGCAGGGUACCACAACGGCGUAAAAUUCCCAACAAUUGAUGGAACGUUUUUAAUCAACAUUCCAAGUAUUGAUGAAACUCAUAAUUCAAAAAUUGUUUCUGUCUUCUGCGAUUGCCACGAAAUUGAUCAAUACAGUUUUACAGUUAUCCAGCGGCGCAUAGACAACACAAGCAAUUUUAAUCGAACAUAUGCCGAGUACGAAAAUGGAUUCGGCGACGUUGAACGUAAUUUCUGGUUAGGUCUGAAAAACAUUCACGUUCUCUCGAAAACAAACACGCUUCUGGUAAUUAAGCUUCGAGAUAAUUCCGGGAAUAUAGAAGAAGCAUGGUUUACCGGUUUUAGUGUCGGUAGCAUCACAGACAAUUAUCCUCUGACAUAUCACGCGACCAACAUACCUUGGAUGAAAAAUGGCUCGAUAUUCUCUGCGUUUGAUCGUGACAACUUCCGAGACCCCGACAGCAGUCUUUCAAGGAUUUACAAUUCUGGCUGGUGGUUUGGUGACACAAUGAAAUCAAAUCUAAACGGAAAUUAUGACGGACGAGGAAGAGGAGGGAUAUUUGCAAAUCAGUCAGACGAUGUUUACUACACAAUGGUAGAAAUGAAAAUACGACCCGAAGAAUCUUGUUACGAUGUAUCUCACUACAACAUCACCAACUGUCCACCACAAUGCACCAAAGCAAAUCAAUCUGUUCAUUAUCACCAGCGAUGGUGUUUGAUAUCUUCAUGUGGAUGCAGAAAUAAUCGGCUCCUCGUUCAGUCGAAACGUCGGCCUACAUGCCUUUCCUACAAGAAGUGUUUUCGUCCCCUUGCGGCCAAUUGUAUCGAUGCUUGCGGUUGGUCUGUGCCUUACAUGUCCGAUGGCUUUCCACAAGAUGGAAUUAUUGCCAAAAUCCUCAUUGAAGGCGAGUACCAAAAACUUCACUGUGACUGUACGCAGGCAUCGCCUAAUUUACAGAGUACAUACGGUUGGGUGAUAAUACAACGUAGAGUCAAUGACAGUGACGACUUCAAUAAAACCUUCAGAGAAUAUGAGCGUGGGUUCACAUCUGGUGUAAACUCAAUGAGUUAUUGGCUUGGCCUCAAAAAGAUUCACCAAUUAACCAACUAUUUACCUCAUGGUUCACCUGCUAAACUGCAAAUUGAAUUCAAGAGAAGUUCUACAGAUGUUCAUCAUCGGUACAUCCGGUUCAAUUAUGUGAGAGUAUACAAUGCAACCAAUGAAUACCGCCUUGUUGUCGGACAAAAAGAUGAAAACUCUUCUAUGAGAAACUACUUAACAUCUCAGACAAAUAGGAACCCAGUGUUUAAAAUCAAUUCUAACAAAAACUAUUCAUCUGGUUGGUGGUUUGUUCCUACUGACAGUACUGAUUCAAGUUCAUUGUCAAACUUGAACGGUGUUUACGACGACCAAGGACCGCAUGGUAUCUCCUGGGGAAAUGAAACUGACUUAAGUGUGGUUGAAAUGAAGUUAUUUCCGGCGUCUGUGGAGGUUAAAACCUGCAAAGAAGCAUGUACUGGUUACAAUAGCGGCAUUGACAUAUUGGCACAUCUUCAGCCAGACGAGAAUAGUCCGGGCUUUGGAGUGAUUUGCAGUUGUUACAAUGUUGUUGACUGCACUGAUAACUGGAUAGUAUUCCAACGACGUGUAGCAGCGGACACCGGAGCCAACUUCAGUCGGCCCUUAUCUGAUUAUAAAACAGGAUUCGGUGACUUGAAAAACGGAAGCUUUUGGCUUGGUUUACAAAAAAUGAAGAGAUUAAUCCAUACAUCUCAGGGAGACGGCAAACUGUUGAUAAAAAUGACGACAAAAUACGGGAAACAAUACAUUCUGGUUUAUAAAAAAUUCUUUAUAAAAGCUCAAUCGAGCACAGAUGAUGAAAACGCCAUUGAAAUUGGAGAAUACGACAACCUCAAUAGCAAUUUUACAGGUAAAAAAGAUGUCAUGCAGUCCAAGCAGUUCACCAAUUCCACAGGAUCUAGAAAUUGCAGCAGUGGAUGGUCGUUUUGGUGGUGGUUAAAUAAAGCUGAUGAUUGCAGUUUGAAUGGGCCUUAUCACAAAGGCCACGGAGUUACCUGGUUUGGUGAAUCAAGCAAAUUUGCCAACUAUACCAGAAUCGAAAUGCAAAUAUGUCGAGCUGGUUUCGAAUGUCCUUUUAUCAAUCCAGAUCCCUAAUUUCCACAUAAAUAAAUUCGGUUGAUUGAAACCAUUUUUAUUUAAUUUUGGCAUGUUUAAAAAGUGCGGUCUCAAACCAAAAGAAUUUUUGCAAAAAAAUAUGCAAAUAUUAUUCUGUAAAGCUCUCCUUAACAGUCCCAAUUUUAUCGAUUGUUGUAUUCAACGAUUUUGAACAUCCGAGAUAGUAUCGAACGUAAAACAAAACAAAUAUUUAACGUUUAGUGAAAAAAAAAUCAGUUUACAGUCUUUUUCAAUCAUUCGAACUGAAACUACUGUCAAAAGAAAGCUAUAUGAAUGAAAAUAUAAGAUUUGAGUUUUUAUGAUAAAGUGCUGCACAUGUAGUGCAUUGCAUUGAGUGAAUAUAAUCGUUUUUUUGUCCCUACGUCUAUUUGGGGAAUAUUUAUCUCAUUCAAGCUUAUUUUAUUUUUAUAUAUAUAGUUGAGAUGUCAAACCAAAGACUCUCUGGUCACAAAGUGUCCCGUCAUGCUUUUCAUUCAGUGACUCGUCAAGUCACGCGUUAUUGCAAACAAACGCAUCGGCACUUCGCAUUACGGUGAUAAACUCUCUCAUAUUGAAAUUCAAAUGUGCUCUAAAUAUUUUUCAAAAAUCAUGUAACGCUGUUGAAGCUUUUUAAUUUUUCCUAUCCACGCGCUGACAGCA